Molecule: messenger RNA, 1203 nt
Organism: Ostrinia furnacalis (Asian corn borer)
Lineage: Eukaryota; Metazoa; Arthropoda; Insecta; Lepidoptera; Crambidae
Product: lipopolysaccharide-induced tumor necrosis factor-alpha factor homolog
Exons: 2
Coding region: 195-719 (174 amino acids)
Molecular function (GO): zinc ion binding
Source: RefSeq, a predicted model, not a curated record
AUAGCAAUGACGUCAUAUUUUUAUCAUUGUUUUCCUCACGUUUACGCAUUACACGAAAAACAUCACUAAAAUUUCAUUGUAACUCGAUCUUGUGCUUGAAAAAUUAGUAGUUCCACUUUAUUAUUUUCACAGAAAUAUAAAUUCUAUUGUUGGAACCUAUUCUGGCUUCAAACCAAAAUUAUAGUGUCGGAGAAAUGGAGAACAAUCAAGUCUCGACGGCAUCUGCCCCUGAAGAUCUUCCGCCACCUUAUUCUGCAGUGGUUGGUAAUCCACAUUAUGGAUUCGUGGCCCCUGCGGGUGAGCCUCACGCUCAGCCUAUCCCACCGGGGCCAUACGCACAACCGCCCCUAAAACAAUUCACCGCUCCCGGAGUCUACCCCCAUCCGCAUUCGCCUAAUGUAGUGACCAGCACGCAGCCGCAAAUGAGUGGCAUUCCUCCACCACCGCCCGGCGUGCCCAUCGGAGUAGUCUUGUCUCCGGCAGUAGGCACCGAGCCCACCACGGUUACGUGCUUCAACUGCAACAAAGUUGUCACAACCAGAGUCACAUACACGACAGCUUGGCACACUCAUUUGGUUGCUGGUUCAGUUUGCGUAAUCACAAUGUUUUGCUCUCUGUGCUGCUUGGGCCUUGUUCCGUACUGCUUUGAUACAUUCAAGGAUGCUGAACAUUACUGCCCUAACUGCAACACUUUUAUUGGAAAAAGUAACAAGUGUUAAGCCAGUUAGAUCUAAUAGAAAAGGGUGCAACUACGAAGGUUCGACCUACUGUAUGGCCUGAUAUGUAAAAUGCCUUAAAUACAUAAGGCAUUGCUAAUGUGAUGGUUUAUAUGAUAAAAAUAUACUAUUUCAUAAUUCUUGUUGUGUAAGAUGCAACUAUUUAUGUCCAAAGGCUUUCUAGUUUUGGUAACUUUUUUUUGUUUAUUUGAAAUAGGUUUAUUCUACCUUUUCAAAAGUAUUUACUUUACUAGGCUUGUAAACCUAAGUACUAUUUGUAAUGAAACACUAUCUAUAAAAUUUUCAAUGAUUGUAUCUAGGAUAAUUUAUUUAUUAUGUUAUUUAUACAUAACUUCCUAAAUAAAUAUUUAAAAUGCAAAAUUAAUGUCAUUUUAGUAAAUUAAUAUGUAUUAUUACUGACUGACUGUUUUUGCAUUGUUUCAAUAAGCAUACAUACAUUCCCACUGAAAUAUAUUUUUUCACAUUA